Molecule: messenger RNA, 4857 nt
Organism: Trichomycterus rosablanca
Lineage: Eukaryota; Metazoa; Chordata; Actinopteri; Siluriformes; Trichomycteridae
Gene: cep170aa
Product: centrosomal protein 170Aa
Exons: 20
Coding region: 132-4481 (1449 amino acids)
Cellular component (GO): centriole
Molecular function (GO): protein binding
Source: RefSeq, a predicted model, not a curated record
AGAGACGCAUAGGGCAGGGCACUGGAAACCAUUCAACCGCUACCCGGGAGCUUCGGAAAAAAUCGCCUGUGCGGAAUAAAGAAGGGGAUGACGUAAAGGUUUGAAAGCUGGAUGAGAGAGAUAAAGCAGAGAUGAGUCUCACAUCCUGGUUCCUGGUGAGCAGUGGGGGUACACGUCACCGGCUGCCCCGCGAGAUGAUUUUUGUGGGUCGUGAUGACUGUGAGCUCAUGCUGCAGUCUCGCAGUGUGGACAAACAGCAUGCUGUGAUCAACUAUGAGUCAGCCAGUGACGAGCACAAAGUGAAGGAUUUGGGGAGUCUUAACGGGACAUUUGUGAACGAUGUCCGAAUCCAGGAGCAAAUGUAUAUCACUCUGAAGAUCGAUGAUAAACUACGGUUUGGAUAUGAUACCAACUUGUUCACUGUGGUGCGUGGAGAACUUCAUGUUCCAGAGGAAGCUCUAAAGCAUGAAAAGUUCACUAGUCAGCUUCAGCUGGGACAGAAACCGGUCAGCCAGUCAGACUCACCCAAAGCAGCCAAGUCUCCCACAGCUGCUGCAAGUGCAGAAAGCAAAGGUGCCGAGGCCAGAGCUGCAGAUCCUGUGACUGAGACUUCUGUUAAACCUGCCGAAACCUGCAAAGCAGAUGAAAAAAUGCUAGGGGACACUGCAGCCCUGCAUAGAGGAACACCAUUGUAUGGACAGCCGUCUUGGUGGGGUGACGGUGAUGCUGAUGAUGAGAACUCAUUUAAGCAAGAGAGUAAGAUAGCAGGGAAGAAACAGGAGGCUUCUGGGACAGACACCAAGGAGGCCAAGCGGUUUGAGAAAUCCAAAGAGAAUGGCCUGGGCACUGUAGGCACUGAACCCAGCUACUUCGAGAUCCCAAGUAAAGACGGCCAGAUGGCAGAUGGUAGCAUCUAUGAGGUCCCAACCAAGGACACAGAGGGUGCAGCGGCCGCCAAGGCUGCCCAGGCCAACACCUCAUUCACCAUCGAGUUCGAUAACACCUCUCCAGGAAAGGUGACCAUUAAGGAUCAUGUGUCCCGUCCAAGGUCCAAGAAAUCUCAGCCAGGGAGUAAAGAGCUUAGCAGUUUGCAGGCAGCUAUCAUGGCUUCGGAGAGUAAGGUGGCAGACUGGCUCGCCCAUAAUAAUCCUGUUAUAAUGAGACGCCAGUCCACAGAAGAGGACAGCAAGAGCAUUAAGAGUGAUGUGCCUGUCCACCUUAAAAGGCUAAAAGGCAGCAAGCACGAAGACGGCACCCAGAGCGACACCGAGAACGGAUUUGGCCUGCGUUUCGGCAGCAGACGCCACGCAGCACUGGAAGAGCGCCUAAAGGCGGCCGGAUUGGCACGUGGCAAGGUCACUGGGGCAGAGGGCUCGUCCACAACAAGCCGCACCGCCUUUACUAUUGAGUUCUUUGACGAGGAGAACCCACGUAAACGACGCUCCUACUCUUUCUCCCAGACUGCACCACUGCUGGGAGGUGUUGCCGGAGAGGGACUGUGUCCAGCGCCUCCUUCCCAUCCUAAGGGCGCUUCAUCAGCACUGGCAACCGUGGCCCCGACUGCAGCACGGCUGCUGCAAAAAAAGAGGUCAGAGGAUAAGACUUGCCCGGCAGACGAGACGCAAAAGCAGGAUGAUGACCAGAGUGAUAAAGGCACCUACACCAUCGAGAUGGAGAAGCAUAAUCCUGAGGAAGAGGAGGCCCGACGUAUGAUUGAUAAGGUGUUCGGAGUGGAGCACUCUCAGGAUCCCGGUUGCCAAGAGAAACUGAAAGAUAAGGACAGUAAGAAGGCCAGCAGCACUAAAGCAGAGAGCCUUUUGCAGGAGUCUAUUGCGGUUGGCAGCCAGCAUUGGGUUUCCCAGUGGGCCACUUUAGCUGCUAAUCACACUAGAACUGAUCCAGAGGGGUCAGGGGCAGAACCUACAACCUUUGACCAUCAAGUGCGAGACGCCGAAGCCAUCGAGUCUAUAAAGAGCACCGGUUCUGCCACCUCCAGCCAAGCUGAACGGAAGAGAAGAACUCUGCCUCAGCUUCCCAUCGACGAGAAGAGCAAGCUGGGCAUGACCUCCUCCCUUACAGGUCUGCGAUCUGAGAUCGGUGAGAAGCAGGACACUGAGCUCCAGGAAAAAGAGCACAAAGGGGACGGUGAAUGUGCCUCCAUUUCAGACAAGAAGGACACGAAAAGUGGGAAAAUGACUUCUACCAAGCCUCCUGUGCCUCCUGUAGGUGUAGAGAAGCAAAGUGAGGAGUCCCGCUCUACAAGGAGGCGCGCUGAGGACCGGUGCAAAGAGAGCGAUAGCGAACGGACUGGAAAACCCCUGGUGCGCCAGGGCAGCUUCACGAUAGAUAAGCCAAGUGCCAACGUCCCCUUGGAGCUCAUCCCACGGAUCAACCAACGGCAGUCCAGCGGUCGAGAGCGCAGUGACUCAGCCGGCAGCAUGGACACAGCUACUUUGCUCAAGGACACGGAAGCCGUCAUGGCGUUUCUGGAAGCGAAGCUGCGUGAUGAGAAAAAGCUGGACCCUUUAGCACCUACAGGACGCUCUUUUUCCCCAGAGUCAGAUAAAGAUGCAGCCAAAGUGGCAGGAGUGAUGCAGAAGCGGCGCUCCCUCAGCAGCCUGCACAGAGAGAAGAGCAACAUGAGCACGGCCGGCAAGAGCACAUCCAGCGCACGUGAUCGUCUGGAAAGAAAGGCCAAACCCAAGGCCUCAGACAGCCGUCUGGAUUCCCGCCGCUCUACCCACACAAGCCACCGAGCCCGACAACCCUCAAUGGACCUAACAGACGAUGAACAGACGUCCUCGCUGCCUAUCUCUGAUGUGCUCUCUUCCGACCAGGAGAACGGCCGCUGUCCGUUUACCUCAACCGAUGAUCUGCUUUACUCCAAACUGGACUCCAAAGUUGCUAGAACCGGAAAAUCCAGCAGGGCGCCACAGGCGAGCGCAUCAGCCGUUGGUAAAGCUCAGAUGCCCCAACCUCGGCCUACCAGAGCAUCUCUUCUGCGCCGUGCACGACUCGGAGACACGUCCGACACGGACCUGGCAGACGCUGACCGUGUGUCGGUCGCCUCUGAAGUUUCGACUACUAGCUCUACAUCCAGGCCACCAUCUGGCAGAAAAGCGCCAUCACGGAUAGACAUGCUGGCACAGCCAAGACGCAACAGGCUGGGGUCCAUCUCUGCACGUAGCGACUCGGAGGCCACUGUAAGUCGCAGCACUACAGGAAGGCUGUCGGCCGAGACGGCCCUGAGGCUAGGCCUGCGGGCUACCAACCCUGCGGACAGCAAGCUGAACCCACGACUACGUGCCAACAGCGUCUCGAAGCUGACCGACACCAAAACGAAGAUUUCGCCAGCCAUGUCUGGUUCAGCUGACAACUUUCACACAGGGAUGUCUGAACCAGAGCCUGAAGAUGGCCUAGCAGACGACGAGCCCUUGGCCAAUAACAGGUGGAGAAGACUUGCACCUGAAUAUGGUUCCACUUCUGAGGAUGAGUUUGGCUCGAACAGGAACUCCCCUAAAGCCGGGCGUCUGAGGCCGGGCACUUCACUGCGUACCGGCAGAGUGAGUGGCUCGGGGGCAGUGACGUCGAGUCCCGGUGGUGUCACCAUCAAGCACAGGAUGAGGGAGCAGGAGGACUACAUCCGAGACUGGACAGCCCACAGUGAGGAGAUAGCCAGGUUAUUCCCCUGUGUGCGUAGGAUCAGCCAGGACCUGGCCAAGGACCUGGCCAUUCUGGCACGGGAGAUCCACGACGUGGCCGGCGAGAUCGAUUCGGUCAGCUCUUCCGGCACAGCGCCGAGCACCACGGUGAGCACGGCAGCAACCACGCCAGGCUCCGCCAUCGACACCAGGGAGGAGUUGGUAGAGAGAGUUUUUGAUGAAAGUCUGAACUUUCGGAAGAUCCCUCCUGUGGUACAGACCAAAGCUCCGGAGAUGAACGGACGACCGGUGGAACUGAGGCCUCGAGCUCCGGACAGCCUGGAUCCCCAGAGUGCCCUGCGCAGACGCACGUGGAACCGAGACGAGGUUAGACCGGCGGUGUUAGAUAGCUUGCUCCUAACAUCUGUCUGUCAGCUCUCCUCCAAAAUUCGCCAAUCCGUGGACAAAACUGCAAGCAAAAUCAGGAUACUGUUUAAGGACAAGGACAGGAACUGGGAUGACAUUGAGAGCAAACUAAACACUGAGAGUGAUGUACCGCUUCUCAAAACCACCAACAAGGAUAUAUCAUUAAUCCUGACAGAGCUGAAGAGGGUAGAAAAACAGAUUCAUGCUAUAAACGUCAUGGUGGACCCCGAUGGAACCCUCGAUGCUCUAACCAGCCUUGGCCUGACAAGUCCUACCACACCCAAAUCCAAAACCAGCAACGGAGCAUCCAAACCAUCCGCCACCAUCCCACCCAGCCAAGAGCUCACCAGCAUGGGACUGGACCUCAGUCGGCCUCACGUCAGCGGAGACGGCAGCAGAGUUGCUAAAAAGUGAACUAAAAGUACAUGAACCGACAAACUGGACAUCUAAAAACUUACCCAUAAACUGCUAAACGUUUUUCAUCUAUUCCUGUGUAUUUCCCCUCCAAUGGCAAAAGUGCAGAUUUCACCUGUGGACUUGGAGAGUGCAGUGCAGUGCAGUAGAGAUGAGCAGGACACAGGGGUGGAAGACGGGUGGAAGACGUCAUCUUUGCAUCCUCUACAACUGUGUGUGUACGUUUCUAUACUGGCAUGCUUGAUUCAUUCAACUUGGAUCAAAUUCCAAACUCCAGUGCCUGUCUGCUCUCUGUCCUCUGUAAGCGUAUCCUCCAACAAAUAACUAGUUAGUUGUUUUAAAGUGAUCGCAUUCUUUUAUUUUCCUCAGAAAUAAC